Messenger RNA from Macrosteles quadrilineatus (aster leafhopper), 804 nucleotides. RefSeq lists its product as uncharacterized. Lineage: Eukaryota; Metazoa; Arthropoda; Insecta; Hemiptera; Cicadellidae. The record is from RefSeq and is a predicted model, not a curated record. Bases 55 to 606 code for a protein of 183 amino acids. The transcript has 3 exons.
UCUGUAUUUUCACCAAAUGUGAGUUGUCAUGUGGUGGUUCUGACUCUAUACAAUAUGCAGCGUUGUGUGCUAGCAGCACUCCUACUACUGAGGUUAGCUGCUGGAACCCAAGAUGAGAACACCGUGAGCCAAGAAUCAUCUAGCAGCUUACCUGCUGACGUCACAACACCGUUCCAAGAGAAAAAUGACAGUUUGAAUGAGGAUGAGCAAAAGAAAAUAGACAUACCCUUUAAGGAGUUCAUGGUUGAGCUGGAUCGCAAAGUUGGCCCAGACGAAAAAGAGUCGGCAGGUGCUAAGAGACUCAAUGCUGGAGUAAAACUAUUGGAAGCUAUAGUCGAACAUGACAUAUCCGUGACUGAAGGCUUGGGAGAACACAUAAGACUUUACCUUUUGGGUGAAGCUGACGGAGCUAUAAGCUACAUACACAAGCAUCAUGCUGCACUUGGAAGAACGGCUGAAACACAUUUCAGCAAAAUAAAAAAAGAUCUUGAGGCAUUGACGGAAACUGGAAAAACUAAAUCCUCCAUGACGGACAUUCGCAAUCAUGUGCGAUCUCUUAAUAAGCUAUUACAAUUCCAAGCAAGAUUUAUACUACAUAAAACUUAAAGGGAAACUACAACUUAUUUGUUCAACAUAAUCAUCACAGCUUUUACAAUGGAAGAGGGCGAAUAUCAAAAUUAUUUCUUGGAGUCCUGUUGUUUUACUGAGGUAUUUGGAUAAGGUUAAAAACUCACUUUUCAACGAAAUUUUUUCGAAAUUAUAUAUAGACAUAAUAUUGUAUGAGGUUUUAUUAAAUUGAUUUGA